Messenger RNA from Exserohilum turcica Et28A, 1245 nucleotides. RefSeq lists its product as uncharacterized. The coding region runs from base 1 to 1245 and encodes 414 amino acids. NCBI's taxonomy places the organism in Eukaryota, Fungi, Ascomycota, Dothideomycetes, Pleosporales, Pleosporaceae. The transcript has a single exon. The record is from RefSeq and is a predicted model, not a curated record.
AUGGGGGGACCGUUUCCGAAAAAGAAGCGCAAUGAUACAGAGGCUUCGGUCUCUACGGUUUCGGCCAAAAGGUAUGGGCAAGUUCUUGGAGAAUACGAAGCCGCAGUGAAGAAAUUACAGGACACCCUAAGCAAGGAAACAAGGUCCAUUAUCCAAGAGGUAGUCGAAGCCAAGUCAAGCAAGCUCCAAGAGCACCAAAUUCAGCAUACAAAGCUUGUUGGCGCCACAACCGCAAACAAAGUCCAGGCCACAGACAAAAUCACGCCAUCAGCUAUCAGUGUCGAAGACGUCGCACGUAUUGUGUCUAAUGCACAGACAACUCGGGGGGCCUUUGUUGCUUUUGAGAAAGCGAGUACAUGUGCUCAGCUUAAGCUCGAGCUCUGCAAUCUGGAAGAACAAGUUUCGAAGGAGGAGGAAGCCCUGGUUCGUUCAGGCGUCGUGGGCUCGGACUGGUGCAAAUGCUACGAAAAGAUAUCCAAUCUCCGGGCCAAGAUCCAGGUGUGUGCAUACAAGCUGCAAGAUGACCGUGAGCAGGCCACACACCUUAUCGCAUCCGCCUACAAAGCCAUGCGCAAAGCCGCCUAUAUAUCAAGCUGUAAUAUUGAGAUUCCCGGAUUGGGAACGUGGACCAGCAUGCCCAUGCCAGCCACGGUCCCUGACAAGUACGCCAGCGCCAGUACCCAAAUCUCGUCCGAGAGUCUCAUAGCCGUAAAACCGCGCUACCAAUCCAUCCAAAAGGUCUCCCAGGACGUCUUCGCAGUCGGAGACAUUGGCUGGCUGCCUCUCCCGCGCCUCUCGCUCUGCCCCUCCCCCGCCGACAUACCGUCGUCCUGCGGCGCCAUCAGUCUGAAGACUUAUCCCUUUAUCAUCGCCAGGAAGCUGCCAGACUGCAUGAUCGGCCUCGUCAUUUCCACCGCGGGCGGCGACGGGCUAACACGGAAACCAGAAGCCAUCCGCCAGCGCAGCACGUACAUUUUUAGUGCAACUACGACUCGGAUUCUGGACUUGCCCUCGCGUAGCUCCGUGUUGAAUCCACGUGUGCUACUCAAAGUGCAGGAGCCUACUGCCGGUGAUGGUUUGGAUGGAUAUUCACCCGACGAAGGGGCGUUUGUAGAUAUGCUGGAUACAUACACGAUUCAGUAUGACUCGCGGUUUGAAAAGGUGGCGUGUCUCACGAAGGCGAGUGUGGGGGCGAUGAAGCAAAUGCGGCUUUCGGCACUGUUGCAUGGUGGUUUUGAGGGAUGA